AUGCGGUACUCACGCCUUCGUUUACGUUUUUCGAUACUGUUCAGUUUGACAACAUUGAUUCUUUUCUUUCUUCUGGCACUUCAUACAUUACUAUGGUCAACAGCUGAACUUGAACCACCGGAACAAGCUUUGAUACGUCAUAAGCCACCUUCUGAUAUGCCAUUUUGGUCUGCUUUCCAUCAGCCAAAUGUUUAUGAUUUGCAAGCAACUGAUUCAAACAAGUUAACAAAUCGUUCAUCGUCUAUAACUCGUCAACGUAUUAAUGAACUAUUUGAAUUAGUACGUAAUGCUCGAAACAAUCAAGUAGGCUCGUCGAAUUUGAAAAAAGAUUCUGAUCAUAAUAGAAAAUGGAGUUUUGGAAAAUUUGCUGGACAAAAACCACAAACCGGUUCAAAUGAUACAAAUACACAUACUGAUACGGCAGAUUCAGUUGGUGUACAAGGAGCAAAGUCAAAUAUUCAAUCGAAAUUUACAGCGACAGAAAAAGUCACGAGUGAACAUGAUAAAAUACAAUUACGAUAUUUUAUACUUGAUGCAUUAUUGAAAUGGAAAAAACAACAUAUGAACGAUACGACUAUAAGUUUAGGUGAUGUUAUGCAUGAUUCAUUGGCACAAGAUGAACCUGAACGAUUGAAUACAACAUGGUUUCAAUACAUAAAAACAAUCACGAAUUUUCGUGUCUAUGAUCCGAAUAGUUCUGAAUUGAAAAAUGUUUUCAAACACUUGCAACAUGGUGCAAUAUCUGAAGCAAAUGAAAUGUCACAAGGUACUCAGAUUAAAAUUCUUCUUGGACUACCAAAUGGCCUUCAAGGAUUACUAAAACCUUAUAGAGUGCCGCGCAAUUAUCAAACACAACCGGAUCAUUUCUAUUUCAGUGACAUUGAACGGCAUCAUGCUGAGAUAGCAGCAUUUCAUGUAGACAAAGUUCUUGGUUUUAAUCGUGUUCCUCCAUUGAUCGGACGAUUUUUUAAUAUAACUAGUGACAUCCGCGAGAAAGCCACUGCGGAAUUAGCUAAAACAUUUUUUAUUUCGCCCGCUAAUAAUACUUGCUUUCGUGGCCAUUGUUCGUAUUAUUGUGAUACAUCGCAUGCUGUUUGUGGUAAGCCAGGUGAUUUUUUAGAAGGCUCUGUUCAAGUCCUCCUACCGAGACCACCAGAAAUUAAUUGGCAAAAAAUUACUCAUCCAUACCGUCGAUCGUAUAGCGCAAUAAAACAAGUUGAAUGGGAAUCGAAUGAAAACUUCUGUUACGAACAUGUCAUGAUAGAUGAGGAUUAUCACAAUCGUUUACUACUUGAUAUGAUGGAUUUAUCUGCAUUCGACUUUCUUAUAGGCAAUUUGGAUCGUCAUCAUAUGAUGCGUAUUAAUUCGCUAGGCACUAAUACAGGUUUAGUACAUUUGGAUAAUGGUCGAAGUUUUGGUCGAUAUGAUAGUGACGAUUUAUCAAUUUUAACGCCAAUUCGGCAAUGUUGCUUUUUUCGUUAUGCAACAUUUAUGCGUUUAUAUAAGAUUUAUCAUCAAGGUUUUUCCAAAUUAGUUGCAGAUUCGUUAAAUGCAGGUGAAGAUUUACAAACGAUUCUUGUUGAAGAACAUCUCGAAGCGCUUGAUCGACGAUUAGAAAUCCUAUUUGCACAUCUCGAUACCUGUAUGAAAAAGUACGAAGUGACUGGAGUUAUGAUCAAUGAUGGUAUUUAUUGA
Molecule: messenger RNA, 1695 nt
Organism: Rotaria socialis
Lineage: Eukaryota; Metazoa; Rotifera; Eurotatoria; Philodinida; Philodinidae
Source: the annotation of a GenBank genome assembly